GUUACCGGUCACUUAGAUGACUGCACAUGUGAUGUAGAAACCAUUGAUGCCUUCAACAACUACAAGCUUUUUCCUAGGCUGAAUGAACUCCUGCAAAGUGACUAUUUCAGAUACUACAAGGUAAACCUAAAGAAACCUUGUCCUUUUUGGGAUGACAACAGUCACUGUGGCAUGAGAGACUGUGCUGUGCAGCCCUGCCCCUCUGAUGAAGUGCCUGAUGGAAUCAGAUCUGCAAGUUACAAGUACUCAGAAGAGGCCAACAACCUCGAUGAAGAAUGUGAAGAAGCCAAGAGACUUGGAGCAGUUGAUGACUCUUUGAGCAAGGAGACCCGAGAGGCAGUGCUGCAGUGGGCACGGCACGAUGACUCUUCAGACAGCUUCUGUGAGGCUGAUGACAUCCAUUCUCCUGAGGCAGAGUAUGUGGAUUUGCUCCUGAAUCCAGAACGUUAUACUGGCUACAAGGGCCCAGAUGCCUGGAAGAUUUGGAACAGUAUUUAUGAAGAAAACUGCUUCAAGCCUCAGAAUGUAAAAAGACCUUUGGCAUCUGGUAGAGGAGACGAUGGAGGGCACAUGUUUUACAAGUGGCUGAAAGGUGUCUGUGUGGAGAAAAGAGCUUUCUAUAGACUCAUUUCUGGCCUCCAUGCCAGCAUCAACAUCCACCUGAGUGCUAGGUACCUCCUACAAGACACAUGGUCAGAGAAGAAAUGGGGCCCCAACAUCACAGAGUUUCAGCAGAGGUUUGAUGAAGUCAUCACUAGAGGGGAAGGUCCCAGAAGACUCAAGAACCUCUAUUUUCUCUACCUGAUCGAGCUGAGAGCUCUCUCCAAAGUGCUUCCCUUCUUUGAGCGCCCAGGAUUCCAGCUGUACACCGGGAAUGAACAUCAGGAUGCAGAGAUGAAACACCUCUUGCUGGAAAUUCUCCACCUGGCCAAGUCUUUCCCACUGCAUUUUGAUGAAAACUCCUUCUUUGCAGGGAAUAAAAAGGAAGCUGCAAAGUUAAAGGAGGAAUUUAGGCUGCACUUUAAGAACAUUUCCAAGAUAAUGGACUGUGUUGGCUGCUUCAAGUGUCGGCUGUGGGGGAAGCUGCAGACUCAGGGCUUGGGCACAGCUCUGAAGAUCCUCUUCUCUGAGAACCUCAUCGAAAGAAUCCCUGAGAGUGGCCCUUCAUAUGGAUUCCAGCUGACCAGACAAGAAAUUGUGGCCUUAUUUAAUGCCUUUGGAAGGGUGUCAACAAGUGUGAAAGAACUGGAGAACUUCAGGAAUAUCUUACAAAAGCUGAAGUGA
Messenger RNA from Acanthisitta chloris (rifleman), 1284 nucleotides. It is a transcript of the gene ERO1A, whose product is annotated as ERO1-like (S. cerevisiae). The transcript has 15 exons. The annotation marks the transcript as partial. NCBI's taxonomy places the organism in Eukaryota, Metazoa, Chordata, Aves, Passeriformes, Acanthisittidae. The record is from RefSeq and is a predicted model, not a curated record. Gene Ontology annotation, biological process: protein folding in endoplasmic reticulum. Gene Ontology annotation, molecular function: FAD binding; thiol oxidase activity; protein-disulfide reductase activity. Gene Ontology annotation, cellular component: endoplasmic reticulum membrane; endoplasmic reticulum.